AUGUCGUCGCUUGUCGAGGUCUAUGAAUCGUCUCUCCCCAAACUGUUCCCGAAGGGCACACCCGCAAACAAUGAGUCAACAGCUGCGCGCAGGUCUGGGAAGGGUUUCGCUGAUAUCAUCGAGUAUCACACACAGGGUCUGGCUGGUCGCGAUGUUCAGAUUAUCCCAACCGAGCGAUUCCUUCCCAACAAGAAAAAGGAUACCAAGAAGUCGACGCAAAAGUAUGAAGAAUACGCUGUGGUCCUCCGUCGCACAUGGGUGCUUCGUGGACAGGUUUCCAUCCCAGUGCGCAUUGAGCUAGAGAUCCAGUCAGAGUCAUUGUGCAGAGAAUUGCAGAAGAUUGCUGUGAGCCACUACGAAAACACCGACCUUGAGUCGGUCCCCAUCAAAAUGAGGGCGCCAUUCGAGGAGCUCUUCUUUUACCGCAACGAGAUCCAGGCUUUGACUGAGAAGGAGGAUAUCGACCUGCAGCUCCGCAAUGAUGUCAAGGUGCUGAACGAUUUCAUCAAGAACAACGGUCUCCUGACAAGUAUCAUUGACGACCAUGCCAAGUACAACAAGCUAGGCCAGGUUGUCUCGGAUAUUCUGUGGACCAUCUUCCCUCCUAACAGCCUGGUCGUGGUAAGCGUUGGCAUCAUUCGAGAGUGCUGGAUCCUGCGCAAUGUCUCCAUCGUCCAGACUCAAGUCCCAGGCGUCUACGACUGGUCAAUUGCUGGACUUCGCCUCGAUUUUGACGGGAUCUUACCGGGCAUGUCAUCGCAGACGUUCACGACCCCGAUGCUGGGGCUGCAGGUUUGCAAGAUCUCCGACCUGCCGGUCGUCCCCAUCGAGUAUUGCAACGACUGGUCGACUCUCCGGCCUAUGCUAGAAAUGAGGGCGGCAAAGCUGCGGAGAGUACUUGGGGAGGACUUGUCCUCUUUCCUGCCCCAGAUGUACACUGGUCCAUCCCUGAGCAUCUCCGAGUACAAUAAAGGUAUCAAGCCAACUCAAAUCGCAAAGCAGAUAGAUGAGCGCGUUAUCGUUGAUUACAAGAUGUAUGUCCAGCGGAACGAGGACUCUACCACAGAGCUUAUCAAGCUCGGCGACAACCAAAAAGUCCAGGCUGCUGGCGCGCGGGGGAAAGCUAGAGGCAUUAUCAGCAUCUCGGACGAGCGGUGUGCCGAUCCGACCUGCAAGACCUGCAUGAAGAAUAUGUCACACGGUGACGAAGUGUACGAAGCAGCCAGCUUUGCCCCGGUCAGACCCACUGCAGACCCGGAUACUAUCACCAACGGAGAUAAGCUGGACGAUAUCAACAAUCUGGCCAAUCUUGCUCAGCUCGUCAUUAACAGAUUCAAGAUUUCUCUUGAGGACUUCAGUCUACUAUUUCCCGCGCUUGUCCCUGCGUUUGGUUUAAAGUCGAAAGAGUGGUUAUGGCUAUGCAGUGACUCGCUUCAGGAUGUAAAUUGGAGUCUGACGGCCUUUGACUCGUUGCAGUUGGAAAGCCGUACGAAGGAUCUUAUUGAGUGUCUAGUUAAAGGCCAUAUGUCCAAGCUGGCAACCGCAUUUGAUGACGUGAUACCAGGGAAAGGGCAAGGUUUGGUGUUUCUCUUGCAUGGCGCCCCGGGACUCGGGAAGACGCUUACAGCCGAAAGUGUGGCAGAUUAUCUCAAAAAGCCGCUGUAUUCGAUCUCUGGCGGCGAACUGAGCACCGACGUUACCAAGGUUGAGCAGAGGCUCAACGAGAUCUUCAGUCUCACCAAACGAUGGGAUGCUGUGACUCUGCUUGAUGAGGCUGAUGUCCUACUAUGCAAGCGGAACUCGGCCGAUAUGGAUAGGAACGCGAUUGUCGGAGUGUUUCUACGAAUGAUGGAAUACUUCCAGGGAGUCCUGUUCCUCACGACUAACCGGAAGGAAGACUUUGACGAUGCAUUCAAGAGCCGUAUUCACGUCACCAUCACAUACCCCGAGCUCUCAGAUACAGCUCAGGCUGCUAUCUGGAAGCGAUUUACGGCGAACUUGCAAGUAAGCAAAGACGAAUCAUGGACCGAUGAAGUCUAUGGCACGCUUGGGAAGCUUGCUUUAAACGGUCGAACGAUCAAGAAUAUGCUACGGACAGCUGUAGCGUAUGCGAUUGGAGACAGGAAGCCGCUGAGCAUUUCGCAUGUCUUGGCCAUCGUUGAGACGGAGCUCAAGGAGUAUAUGGAGAUAAAUGAGAAAUCAUUAACUCCGGAAGAACAGGCAAAGAGAGAGCAGGCUAAGAGUGCGCUGCGGAAUCUGAAUCGAUUAUGUAACGACGAAUUCAAGGUCUGA
Molecule: messenger RNA, 2292 nt
Organism: Clonostachys byssicola
Lineage: Eukaryota; Fungi; Ascomycota; Sordariomycetes; Hypocreales; Bionectriaceae
Source: the annotation of a GenBank genome assembly